This is a messenger RNA of Canis lupus familiaris (dog), 2576 nucleotides long. RefSeq names its product basic proline-rich protein-like. The transcript is spliced from 3 exons. The record is from RefSeq and is a predicted model, not a curated record. The coding region runs from base 1 to 1158 and encodes 385 amino acids. NCBI's taxonomy places the organism in Eukaryota, Metazoa, Chordata, Mammalia, Carnivora, Canidae.
AUGCAAAUCCCUGCAAACCGGCGUGGGCUCGCUCCUCCGCACCGCACCGCCCGUGUCCCGCAGAGGGUCGGGGACAAGCUGCCGGGGCAUCUCAGCCUGGUGCCGCCGCUCCAAGACCUCGCCUCCGGCCUCCUCACUCCUGGAGCCUGGACACCCCCCCCCCUGCCCCGCCGCUGCCCGCGAGACCACAGGACAGCAGCCCGGGGGACCUGGACGAGGGGGCUCCAAGUCGGGGCGUCCCCUGCAUCAGUGUCACCGCGAUCUGUCACCGCGAUCUGUGCGGCCCGGCUUUGUCAGGGAAGGCGCGACCAGCCGUGCCCAGGGCAUCUCGUCCAGGGAGGGGCUCCUUAUCUCUGUGGGAAGCGCACGAGUGAGCACGGCGGGGGCAGUGCAGGGCCGCCGCCCAGGGAAAGUGGGGGCUGGCGCCGGGUGGAGCCGGCAGCCUCCACGCACCCGGGGUGGGAGCGCCCAGGGGCGCGGGCUCCUGUCCGCCUUGUAGCCCCGGCCUGGGCGGGGGCCUGGCCUGCGGGAAUCCCUGCCCUGUCCUCCCUCCGGGUCACUGGCAGCCUCUCCACCUCCCUCUCUAGCUGCUGGGGAGCGGCGCCCUCCCUCGGGGGCUCUGUGGACCCUUCACCUCCGGCCGCAGCAGCACCAUCCGGGGCUUCGGGGUCACUCUCUGCCCGGACCCCAGCCAGUCUGCCCCUCCUGCCCUUCCUCCACGGGUCCCUCCCUCUGGCUACCCUGGACACACCCGUCUCUCAAAACAAAACAGGCCCUGGGCCUCUCCAGGCCGCAUCUUCAUGGAAGGUGCUGGAGACCAUCCUCGAACAGGACCCAGGGGCGCCUGCCUCCCCACAGAGCACACGCUCCGCCCCCCCGCCCCCGACUCCCUUCCUGAAGCCACAGCUGGACUCUGCACGCCUGGCACCACAUCCGGGAACCCCUCAGUGGCUGGCUGGCUGUCGCCCUCAGGAGCAGGGGUGCACACCACACACUGGCGGAGCCCCCAGACUCCCACCCACGGACACUGCCCCUGUGGCCGGCGCUGGGGCACCUCGGCACGGUUUCUGCAGCUUCCUGAGAAGGCUGCCCUGCACGGGGGUGCUGGCUGCAGGCCUGGGGCUCCAGGGCAGGGCUGCCUCCACCCCGCCCCGAUGAUGGGCCACGCACAGGGUGCCAGGCUGUGCCCACAUGUGUCCCGGUGCCAUGGACACAGCCGUGUAUGAGUGCGUCUGUCUGGGUACCCCAGCUGCCUCCCCAUGUUUCCACCCAGCCUGCACCCCCAGCCCACCUUAAGGCUCCAGGCGGGGGCGGGGGGAGGCCAUGAGCCAGCCUUGUCCGCUUCUCCACCCACCGCGCCCCGGGGUUGCCUCCCCCACUGCGACUCCAACCGCGCCCACCAUGGGGGAGGCCCCCCUUUGAAAACGGUUGAUGAGGUUCUUGCUAGCUUGCCUUGCUGUUAUUCCCCGUUGCCAUGGUCACGGGACUGCAGAGUGACGGGAGGAUGCCAGAGGGGGCCAAGGGCCGUGCGCCUGGCCCUCCAGUUGGUAUACAGCACAGUUUUUCCAGACACUCACACACACACACACACACACACACACACACACACACACACUCCCUGGAACCCUCGAAAAUCAUCAGCCACAGACUGGCAUGCUCCUCAAGUCCCCGGAGCUUCCCACCUACCUUGCUGGGCCACGGGGCCUGGAACCCCUCAGCAGCUGCGGUCCCCAUCACCCCCCAGACUCUAUGUCCGGGAGCACCCCCAUCUUGGGCUCGGCUGGGUACCAGUCCGGGCCCUGACGGCCUCCCCUGGAGAUCUGCCCCCCUCCCCAGGUGCAAGGCCUCCUACUCCCAUCAGCUCACCUGGCUCAGGACGCACCUGUGGGGGGUCAGAGCGCUGACCUGGCUCAGGGGACCAGUUCAAGACCCAAAUCUGCCCUGCCCAGACACCCACCCCCUGGCCCCGCUCCUUGGAGGGCGCUAUGGCAUUUGGUGCCUGAACAAUGGAGGACACCAUGGGCCUCCCCACCUUGCGCCCUGGUGCUACCAGCAGGCACAGGGGCCGUGUCCGAGCGGGAGGCACAAAGCGGCCAGGACGCAGACGCCUGCUGGCCCCAGGCUGCCUCUGUGCCCAGAAUGCCCCGCCUUGUUCCAGGACAGCAUGGGGGUACCCCAGGACCCCCGAGACCUGGGGGAGGCAGCUGCGGGGUUCUGGUGCACCAAGCAAGACCUCAGUCCGCUUGCCCUUCCCUCCACACACACCCCCGCCCCACCCUUGCCUUGCCCAGGUUGCUCCCUCCUAAGGCUCAAGGGCCAAGUGCCCCGGGGCAGCUGCUGGCUCCCUCCCCAGUGUGCACUCCUCUGCCCUCCCCAGGCCCAGCUGAGUCAUGGACGCUCAGACAUUCCCAGGGCCUAUUUUCAGCAGCUUGUCCCCCGGGACCCCCGGCCUGCUCUGAGGUUCUGCCCCAGAGCGGGUCUGCUGGGCCCUCCGUGGCCGCUCCUUGGCCCUGAGGCAGGAGAAGGGUUGGGGCGCUGCACCUUCGCAGGAGGACUCUGCUCCUGACCACCUGGGC